UAAUAAGUAAAGCAUGAUCGCUAGGCUUGGCAUUGAAUCACCAUGGUCAUGCUCCUAGAGCGCUGCUGUUUACCACCACUCCUCUUGUUGUCCUUUCAUUUCUGCAAAUCUGAAUCAGAGUUUUUCCUUGUGGUCAUGGGAUUCCUCCUUUAUCAACUUGUUUGCCUUUGCUCCAGGCUGUAAACUGUGAAGAUGCCCUGGAGGGAAUUGUUGUGGACUUUAUUAUAACUUUGAAAUGGCUAUUUGAGGAUGAUUUCUAGAGGAACAGUUCCACUGCUGUGCUGGCAGAGACAAGUAAACAUGUAGGCUACGGAGCAGUAAAUGUGGCCUGAGCUUUUUUAGUAGGUUUUUCCAAAAGAAGUUCCGGCAUGGUUUGGUGUUAAAGGGGAUUACCAAAGUUGGCAAUGGGAGACUUUGACAAGAUCUGGCGUGAGCACUGUGAAGAUGAGCAGACGCUGAGUGAGUACGCCCUCGCCAUGAAAAAUCUUGCCGACAACCACUGGACCAAAAACUGCGAAGGAGAGGGACGCAUUGAAUGGUGUCGCAGUGUUUGUCAAGAAUAUUUUUUGGAUGGCGGGAUAAAAAGAAUGUUAGAAAAGGAUGAGAAAAGUGCGAUGCUUGCCAUGGGUCUGGCUGCAGCGUCUGGAAGUGCCCAACCAUACAGCACCAUCCCCAGUUCUAUCUCUCAGCUGGGGAAAAUGCGCCUUCUUGACGUGGGAAGCUGCUUCAACCCUUUCUUGAAGUUUGAUGAAUUCCUGACAGUUGGUAUUGACAUAGUGCCUGCAGUUGAGAGCGUCUACAAGUGUGACUUCCUCAACCUUCAGCUCCAGCAGCCUCUUCAGCUGGCCAGUGACGCUGUAGAGGCCUUUCUCCGCCAGCUCCACAACCCCAUCGACACACUGCCUGCCCAGCUUUUCCACGUGGUGGUCUUCUCACUGCUCUUGUCCUACUUCCCCUCACCUUACCAGCGCUGGAUCUGCUGUAAGAAGGCCCAUGAGCUGCUGGAGCUGCACGGCUUGCUGCUCAUCAUCACGCCCGACUCCUCCCACCAAAACCGCCAUGCCCUGAUGAUGCGCAGCUGGCGCGUCGCGGUGGAGUCCCUGGGUUUCAAGCGCUACAAAUACAUCAAGUAUUCCCACAUGCAUCUCAUCGCCUUCCGCAAGGUGUGUCUGGCCACCACCAGCGACCUGGUGUCACGCAACUACCCAGAGAUGCUCUACAUCCCUCAGGACUUUCACUCCAACGAGGAGGAGGAGUGUGCCGACGUGCCCGUGCAGGUGCGCUCCGACUUUGAGGAUGACCAGAUGGCUUGGGGCUUCACCGAGCUACCUGACACGCCAUAUGAUUCAGAUUCUGAGGAGAGCCAGAGCAGCUCGGUCCCUGGCUUCCAGGAGCUAGAAGACCCCAUCCUUCUUCAGAGCUAGGCUAAACUAGCUAAGCUACCCCCCCCCCCCCACCCACCCUUUUUCAAUACUGUCACCACCCCUUCAACUGCUGCGCUGACUAAUUUAACCUGAUGCAUUCUUCUCCCACAUCUCUUCCCUCUCCUCAAAACAAUGCAGUUUGCACAGUGUGAAAGAGAGAAGUUUACAGAUUAUAUUCUUGUAGCCAAACUCCUCUGAGAGUACACACACACACACACACACACACACACACACAC
Molecule: messenger RNA, 1660 nt
Organism: Etheostoma cragini (Arkansas darter)
Lineage: Eukaryota; Metazoa; Chordata; Actinopteri; Perciformes; Percidae
Gene: samtor
Product: base methyltransferase of 25S rRNA 2 homolog
Exons: 5
Coding region: 405-1424 (339 amino acids)
Biological process (GO): negative regulation of TORC1 signaling
Source: RefSeq, a predicted model, not a curated record